CUUCGGGGCAUUUCUGGAGUCUGAAAACAACGCAGGCAGAGUCUGAAACACGUCGGCGGCGGAAAACCAGAAACACCAGUUCUGAGGCUGAUGGUGUCAUUGGUUGUCAGGUGCAGAAAAGCAUGCAGCCUCGUUAUCAAAUCGCUGUUCUGGUGAAGACGGUGGAGCGACUCGGAUCCCUGUGCAGGUGGAAUUGAUCAAAAUGGCUAAAAGAGACAGGAGCGCAUCAGGAGGUGCUGUGUUUUACAAGUCAAUCACAAAUGCACAAGAAAUCAGGUCUGGAUACUUGACCAAGUCUCCUCCUCCAAGGCUUUUGAAGUCAGAGUGGAAGAGGCGUUUCUUUGUGCUUUACAAAACCCCAGAGAACGACUAUCAGCUCAGGUACUACAGGAAUGGAGAGGACCGGGUGAACCCGCUCGGAGGCAUAGACAUGACGCAAAUCUCACUGUUGUAUGCGAACCCUCAACAUCACCAGAAAUGGGAGUGGGUCCAGAAGAGUUUUAAAUGCUCCCCGUCGUGUGUGGUGUACCUCAGGGCAGGGAACCGGGACUACUUCCUCAUUGGGGAAAACAGCUCGGAGGCGGAUGGCUGGUUCACUGACCUGUUUGAAGCCCUGAAAAGUCGCCCUCAUAAAUUUCUCAAAUCAGAGGAAAUCAGCAACGGGCAGCCAGUCAUUGAUACAAUUUCAAACCCGCUUCACCGGAGAAAGUUUUCUGCCCCAGAGCUAAAGGUGCCUUUCCUUGCAAAGAAAGAAGAUGAGAACGAUGCCAGCAAAAUCGAUUUGCCAUCCUCAUUACUGAAGGCUAGGUCCUUUUCGGACCCUUCCUCCAAAGCUGCAAACAGGAACACUGAAGAACUGGUGGAAGAUAAUUCCAGGAGACCGACCUCUGAGCCUUUAAAUCAUAUCUAUGACUAUCCCAAGUCAUACCGGAAGAGAGCCAGUGUACAUCGGGCAGGCAGCAUGGAGUCACUGUAUGAAUCAAUGGCCGAAUUCAAAAGCAUCCUGAACGCAUCUGAGCCAAACAAUCAUGAAGCUGAAGUGAUUGUUAACGGCACCCUGAUGAGGUCCAUCACUGACGUCUACACCAAAUACAAGGCAGAGGAAUCUCCAGCUCCGAUAUUACAGGAGGCACCUGCUGAAAAUGGAGAAGACAAACGUCAGUCUUCAGAUUUCAGCACCAGCUCCAGUGGCGCCGUUUCACCUGAUAUAUUGGAGACGAAUUCGGAAAGACGAGGCUCCGAUCGGAGCCUUGACGGCGCCGUGGUAGAGAUGAGGGAGUUCAUGGUGAAUCUGCAGGGCUUGAAGAACGAUCUCACGCUCACAGAGGUGGACGGAAAGCCGAGUGUGUCUGGAUGGACUGGACAGCCGCAGUCCGUCUGCCUCUUCCACAAGGGAGACCGAGUCGUGGCGAUAAAUGACCUCCACACCGACAGCGUGGAGGACUUCCACAUGUUCAUCAGGAAGUCGAUGAAGGAUGAGGUGAAAGUGACGGUCCAGCGUCAGCGUGGAUGCCAGGCUCUGCAUUGGUCGAACUCUCCCUGCAGUGGCUGAGGCACAGACUGAUCACUGCGGACGACUUCAGGAUGAAGGAUCUCAUGUGUCAGAUGUGUCAAACUCAAGGCCCGGGGGCCAAAUCUGGCCCGCCACUGCUUCUCAUGUGGCCCUCUAGACUCUAAAGUGACACAUGAUAGAACCGUGAAGAUAACAGUAGGCUUAAAUGUUAUUUUAUCGAUCAAUUCAAAGCAAUUUUUAUCUGUUUACUGUCAAAUUGCAUCAAUUAGUCCC
Messenger RNA from Poecilia reticulata (guppy), 1786 nucleotides. RefSeq names its product pleckstrin homology domain-containing family S member 1. Lineage: Eukaryota; Metazoa; Chordata; Actinopteri; Cyprinodontiformes; Poeciliidae. Gene Ontology annotation, molecular function: protein binding. The record is from RefSeq and is a predicted model, not a curated record.